AUGUUGCGUCAAGCAGUUAGUAUAGGCCGUGAUCAAUUAGCUUCUUUGGGCGUAUGCUUUGGGAAAUUUACCAAAUCAAAAAAGUUCAAACUUCAUAUUACUGCUUUGGACUAUCUUGCUCAGUAUGCAAAGUAUAAACUAUGGAUAAAACCAAACGGUGAAGGUUCAUUUUUAUACGGAAAUCAUAUUUUAAAGGCACAUCUCGGACGCAUUACUGAAGAUACACCCGAACAUCAAGGUGUUAUAAUAUAUUCAAUGUCUGAUAUACCUUUGGGUUUUGGUGUUACCGCGCGCUCUACGGUAGAAAUACGGAAGCUAAAACCUACUGAUAUCGUCGUUUUUCACCAAGCUGAUAUUGGUGAAUAUUUACGUGAACAAGAUACAUUAUUUUAA
Molecule: messenger RNA, 393 nt
Organism: Racocetra persica
Lineage: Eukaryota; Fungi; Glomeromycota; Glomeromycetes; Diversisporales; Gigasporaceae
Source: the annotation of a GenBank genome assembly